Staurois parvus is the source of this 331-nucleotide messenger RNA. The record is from the annotation of a GenBank genome assembly. Lineage: Eukaryota; Metazoa; Chordata; Amphibia; Anura; Ranidae.
AUGCAGACUGCUGCUACAAACAUUUGUGAAAGAAUGUGCAAUAAGCCCAUCUGGGAAAUUUCCUUGCUACUAAAUAUUCCACAGUUAACUGUUAGUAGUAUUAUAACAACAUGGAAGCAACUGGGAACAACAGCCACGAAGUGGUAAGCCAUGUAAAAUGACAGAGCUGGGUCAGUGCAUGCUGAAGCGCACAGUGCACAGAAAUAGCCAACUGUCUGAGGAGUCAAUAGCUAAAGACCUUUAAACCUCAUGUGGCCUUCAGAUUAGCACAACAACAGUGUAUAGAGAGCUUCAUGGAAUGAGUUUCGAUAACGGAGCAGCUGCAUCCAAG